AGUCGAUACCAAGACCUAGUAUAGUGACAGGCUCCACUGCGUGUGCUAUUCAUAUUGUAUAAGGCACGUCUGGAUUCUAAUCUUUCAUUGGAUAUAUUGUAACCUUGAAGUUAAAAUUGUUCUUUUAGAACAUAGGGUACUUUAGUCGCCGUAUAAACGUUCAAUAUUUGUGAAUCAAUAUGUUAGGAAUACGUUUAACUAAACUAAAAGGAUUUCUACUGGCAAUUGCAGUGCUAUCUUUUAUCGUCACGGUGCAGGUCGCAUAUAUCCAUGGAAUUUACAUAUCAGUUAUCAAAAUUGAGAAAAACAACUCGUCUAAUCAACCAUGUGUAAACCACGUCUCAAAAAAUCGAUCAUAUGCAGAAAAUAUAUUGAACAAAGAUCGGCGUGUAUUAACAGCGGAAUCAUUGGAGGAUAUUACUGUUUUAAAUAAAAACCAAUGUAAAAAUAGAAACUUCCUUGUUUACCGGUGCGAUUCUUCUAUUCCUUGUGGCGGCUGGGCUGAUCGGCAAAAGGGAAUAGUGUCAUCUUUUCUAAUGGCUCUUUUGACAAAGCGUGUGUUUGUGAUCGAUAUGGUACAGCCUUGCAACCUAGAUCAGUUUUUACUGCCUAACAUAUACGACUGGUCAAUAUGUAAAUCUUAUAUCAAAUCUGUUCCUCAUAACUUAACAAGAACAUUUAAUCACAUUGAAGACUACAAAUUUGCAAAAGUUGUUGAGCAUUUUGACUUUCAAAGAAUUUGGACAAAGCAUGUAAUUUUCAUACGAUUUCAUACCCAUGUGAUCGAUGGAUUAAAAAAUCACACCUUGGGUAAAUCAAGAUUAAAAUGGCUUUUGAACAUAAAUAACGAAGAAGCCAUACAUUUAGUACUUAAUACAUUAUUCAAGCCAAAUGAGUGGAUUUUAAAUGAUACAAAUGAAUUUUAUACUAAUCGAAUUAGAAUGAAAAAAUUUGUUUGUUGUCACAUCCGCACAGGUAAAAAUCCAAACAUGCCCACAGACCUAAUCCCGCGUUUCGGACGUCCUAAUGAAACGGUGCUAUUUGACUUUUUGAAAAAAUAUGACAAAAACUCGGAUUAUUUCAUUUAUGUGGCUUCAGAUUCGGACAAAGUGAAAGAAAGUGCUAAAAAUAACCUCACUUCUUACGUCAACAUAAACCGACCUAUAGUUCACGUUGACAGACUCGGACCGUUUGGAAAGUUAAAAGAAGAAGCAUGCAAAGGACUGUAUACAGUUAUUUUGGAGCAAUUUAUUCUAUCAUUAUGUGACGAAAUCAUCCUAACAAGGAGUGGUUUUGGUGUUAUGGCCGUCUAUAUGAGAGGCGACGCUAAAGGUCUUUUCAUGUAUCAUCCGAUAGAGAAGCGAGUUGUUGCUACUAACCUGACAAAUAUUCAAAAAGUUUUCGUUUUCUUGUAACACAAACUUUUAUCAAUUUCAUGACUUUUGCAUGGAUUCAGAUAUAAUUUGAAAUCCUUAUAAUAUAAUAUAAUCAUCAUUCAUUUGGUCACGUGGCAUCCAUUUUUAAUGGAAUAUUCGUUAUUCAUACACGUGAAAUAUGAUAGCCAAGGUGAAAAAUCAUUCGCCAGCUCUAUUGUUUAAUAAAAUGGUAAUGAUA
This is a messenger RNA of Ruditapes philippinarum (Manila clam), 1614 nucleotides long. RefSeq lists its product as uncharacterized. Gene Ontology annotation, molecular function: galactoside 2-alpha-L-fucosyltransferase activity. The coding region runs from base 180 to 1415 and encodes 411 amino acids. Lineage: Eukaryota; Metazoa; Mollusca; Bivalvia; Venerida; Veneridae. Gene Ontology annotation, biological process: cell wall biogenesis. The record is from RefSeq and is a predicted model, not a curated record. The transcript has 2 exons. Gene Ontology annotation, cellular component: membrane.